UGUUGUAAUGCUGGCAGGAACGUCCGUUGCUGUGAAAGUCUGGAACAUCAAAUGUUGUAAAUGUGGACCAAAGGUGAUGCUGCAGGGUCAGCUGUCUGACACAGUGUCAUCUGUGCUACACGAGCCAUCAUGGUCUCUCCCAUGACACCAGUGUUCACAGAGUCUCCGGAGGCUGUGGUGCCCCUGUACGAGGAGCCGCCUGGGAGCCUCGAGGAACGGAGGGGUUCUUCAGCGAGCAGCACGGAUGACGUGCAUUGUUCUAUGACACUCUUGGAGCGCCUCAUUCGCACCAGCAGCAUCUGGUUCCUGCCAGACGUGGGGCGCACGGGUGCCGUGCACUACUUGCAAGGCAAAGCGGUCGGGAAUUUUAUAGUGCGGCAGUCAAGCAAAAAGGGCACCCUAGCGCUGUCUGUGCGGCUACCUGUUGAUGCGGGGCCGUACAUCGAGCACUACCUCAUUGAAGCCACGGCCGAGGCCAAGCACUGCCUGGAAGGGUCCGAGAACCAUUUCGCCUCGAUACCCGUGCUGGUCAACCACUACUGCCAGUGCUGCGACGAACUGCCUGUACAGCUGUGCCUGCCUACUGUUUUACUUGAGGCGACCUCAAGGCAGGAGUUGUCUGCCCUGUCCCUACUGGGCCAAGAGUUGUGGGUGUCAAGCUUGCUCAAGUCCGCUCCGUCAAGCACGGGGUCCAGUGUGUCGUGCGCCUCUUCUCAGGUGUCUCCCAAUCCGGACCACAACGCCAACAUCCACGUGUCAAGCUUCAAGAGGAGCUCGCCUGUAACUCCGUCGUCAAGACAGCCUCCCGUGCCAGCCACCAGGCCGAACUUUCUCGCGCUUCACAGUUCCACAGCCGACACCGGUGAAUUAGCAACUCAGGUUGCGGAUCCUCCUUCUCCACCCGACCAAAGUGAGGCUGCCCUCAUGUCCGAAGUGGCCGGAAGGUCGGCAUUCUACGUCGGUGUGGACUCGACCCAAAGUGCCUCCCCUAGCAAGGCAACACCCAGCAAAGCUGCGCCUGACAAGGCGACAUCCAUCAAGUCGGCACCUGAAAAGUCUGCAUCCGUCAAGUCAGCUUCUGGGAAGUCAGCACCUGUCAAGUCGGCAUCUGUUAAGCCUGCACCCAGCAAGACCAAGCUACCUACUCCAGUGGAGGAGGAAAAGCCUCGGUGUCUCAUGAAACCGUCCCCACGCAGGCGACGAAAACUGCCAGAGUCGUCACCCGAAUACUACUCGAGCAGUCUCGCCGACAAAAUCAGCGACUACGAGGACAUCUGGGGGACGGCCAAUGGACGUGGCGGUGACAGUCCCGCUCCCGUGCUUUCCACGUUCAAGCCAGAAGGCCUCGUGUGCCAGGCGACGCAGACGGAACUACAAGGCGGAUCCAUGCCCGAGGGCAUCGAUGCUGCUGCGCAAACGCGGAACUUGUCCCGUUCUAUGCCCGGCAUGGUUAACGAUAAAUCCCAGCCAGGCCAGUUUACUAGCCCCUUCUACAGUGAACCUGUGGACUCCCUGUUCCUUGUGGUCUCUGCGCUCGAACCACUGCAGAUCGACGAGGGGUUGCCGUCUGCAUCGGGGCGCCGGGAAAGACCCCUGAUGCGGCAUUCGGAACCUAACGUUCACUCUCUACGAAGCAGUACUCACCGUUCUUCAGACCUGACGACUACGUUUGAUGAGACGAACUCAUGUGUUUCUGACCACUUGCUGGCAGUGUCUGCUCCAGCUUUGCGCGGUAGCUCAGAGGACGGACCUCCAAGUCGAUGUGGUCGGUCGUGGUCAGUAGACCCCUCGUGGAGGUGGCUCGUUUCGAGUGACGACGAGGAUAACGACAGUAAUGUUGGAGACCUCAAGUUUCCCGUUGAAGGCGCAGAUGACUCCGACGCUGGUGGACUUGAGGAAAACGUGUCUACCGUAGAAGAGAUCAUCGGAAUUUCCAUGCCAGACUUGAGAGUGCCUCCGGUCUCUACAUUGACUGAAGGUAAUGUGCUGAGAGCUUCGCGUUACGACAAUCUCGAUGCUGUGUCAGUAGCCGAGAGUGCCGCUACCGACGGCAGCAGCAAGCGCAAUCACGGUGAAGACGACGCAUUAACUGAGUUCUGUGAGCCCUGGGACAGUCUGCGGUGGGAAAGGCUACUUCGAUUGGUGGAGUCUUCUCCAGAUGCACCGGAAAGCAAGGUGGAAGAGUCAAAGGUAUCCUUUGACUCCUUGGAGACGGCGUCGGGCGUCAGCGGUGAGGACUUGCUUCUGUCGGAGUGUCCGACCCUGGCAUUGGAGCACAAGCGGUCUAGCGGUUUCCAGGAGCACCUGGACAUGCUGUUGGCUUCGAGGAAAUUGGGAGGGCUGUACAAAAGGGACUCCACUGUGGGUGCUGAUGUUAAGAGCUAUAUAUUCAAAUUGGUGCAAGAGAGGAACACAACGUUUGCCAUGACGAUAGAGAACUUCAUCCAGUGCACACGCGAGAGCAGUGAAACAUCUCCGGCUGUGGUCAUGAGAAACAUCCGGCAGUUCAUGAGUGGUAUGAAGAACUACUUGCUCAAGCAUGGAGAAGGCCAGUUCGAGCAACUUGUACAAGAAGAGCAGUCCAAGCUCAAGCCUGACGAGUUCAUGAACAUUGACGCGAUCAUCGAAGUGUCGCUGCACCGCUUGGUCAUCAAGCCUCUGCGGCGCUACCUGUACCAGCUUUUUGUCAAGCAAUACACACAGUCUGGUGCUCUGAAGCUGCUCUCUGACAGCAUGAAGUACGCCCGCACCAAGACAGCCCAGGAGCUUGGAAUAAAGAGUGACUUCGAGCCACCACGGGGUGUCACGCUGGAGCUCGUUCAACAUUUCCUGAUCAAGCUGCAGAAGGCCUACUCGCCACUGAGGAAGUUGGAGAACUUGCUGUCAGCCAUAUCUGUCAUCUAUAGCAGCGUGCAGAGGGACCGCAAGUCACAACCUGAGGGCGAGUCUUUUUCAUUGGGUGCUGAUGACUUCUUGCCCAUCUUUCUGCACGUGCUGGUGCAAUGCGGCAUGGUGUCGGCCGAGGUGGAGGCCGACUACAUGUGGGGGCUGCUGCACCCUUCUCUGCUCACCGGCGAGGGCGGCUACUACCUGACCACCCUGAGCAGCGCUGUGCACGUCCUGAAGUCCCUGAGAGAGGACGAGCCUUCUUCCACUGCUGCUGCUGCUGCUGCUGAUUCUGAGACCGCACUUCUGCAGCCGACCCAAGGUUCUUCCAGCAAGGAGGCCUCUGCCCAGGCGCCAAUGUUUCGCUACCCUCGAAUGGCUGACCUCCAGGGCUUCAUGCAAAUCGUCAUCCCGGACGAACUCAGCGGCAGCAUUGUGGCCAAGACGCUGCCCGUGCUGCCCCACAUGACUGCCAAGGAAGUCCGCAAGAUGAUAGCACACAAGUUCAGGGUCACAAAUCCCGAAGAUUAUGGCCUGUUCAAGCUAGUCAAAGGAGAAGAGACACAGUUGACCGACAAUGACUGUCCUCAGGCAAUCAAGGCUGACCUUCUCACAAGUGGCGUGGACUGCCGCUUCGCCUACAAGCGCUACGACGUCAAGUUUGUGUGGCCAUUCAGCGAUAAGCCGGCUUGACCCACUGGCCGUUCAACCAGGUCUGCCAUUGAAGUGCUUCCGAACAAAACCCGCUAGCAUUUUACAUUUCGCUAUUGUGGACUUACGAUGUUCUCGUGGCUUAUUCGGUGGUAGAUUGUUUGGUUUGUGAGAGAAACAGUUUGUAAAAGAGGGCUGUGGACAUGAGUGUUCAGGCUGUAGGAUUAUUCGUCGACGUUCUGCAGUUGCUGUGACGUGUGAAUUCGCCAUUCCUAUUUGGGAACAGAAGACGUUUCAGAGUAAGGCUGCACGCAGACUGAUUUUUUCGAGGUACAAGUGUACAUCACUGAAGCAAGCAAGACGCAAUGCACACUCGCAACUAGGCUCCGUGUUGUUCCUUGGUGUAUCGACUAGUUGCCCCCUGUGUAAGGCCAACACUCCAAAUUGCAUUACAUGACCUUGUAUGAAUCGCUCAUAUGACGAAAAGGCUCAAGGACAGCCUUCAGAGUGAAAUUUAUACGUUCAAAUCUGCGGUAAAGGGUCACACCCCGUGGUGUUGUGAACAGGCUUCAGUGUUGAGGCUACGAUGUUUUCGUUACAGAGUAGUGACGCCUCUGCAUGGGUGUAUAUUCGCGGCGAAAAAGUGCAGAGUAGCAUUCUAGACUUGGCUACAUACUACUACCACAUCGAGAUGAAAAUAUUAAUACAGGGUAUAUAUAAGCUUGUGGUUCAAAUACUCAUUUGUACGGAGAUGUAAUACAGGUAAACCUCAUAUAUACUAUAACAAAGCCGCAUGGAAAAGCGCAUUGCUUCAUCACAUCGAAAUAGCACAUAUCUUUGUGUGAAGACAACAAAACAGGCCGCACUCUCAGUAUGUGGGCCUAAAUAAUUCGUAAAUAGUGUAUACUUAGCAAAAAUGUCACGGACCAUAUUCCACUGUCCAGAGCACACACCUUCCCAUCCGCGAUAGAGCAGCAUGCGUUGAGCUGUAUCUGCAUGGUGUAGACUUUGCGCAUCGAUCUGUAUUGAUCUGUUCUUCAGUAGUUCCUGCAAUUGGCAAGAAGCUUGAAGACAACUAUUUCGACUAUUUCGACAACUAUUUCGUCAGUGCAUAAUAUCUUUCCUGGGUAUCCCGUAGCUUGUUCUACCUUUUUACUACUUUUAGGCAUGAACGCAAGCCAGUUCUUAAAACAGUUUCACAAAGAAAGCCAGAAAUGGUGCAUAGCUGGUUCUUCGUGGCACAUACAGGGUGUUUUUCUCUUUUUAACGUAAAAGAUGAGCUGCUUCAUCUCAAUUUUGUGUUCAUAGCUACAUUGGUAAUAGUGACAGUCACCAUGUAGGGCGGGUAGUGAUACUCGGCUGUCAUAUUGGACAAUUAGUUUCGUUGCUUUAACAUCUCAUUUUGUUUAAUAUUCACUCAUUUAGUUUUUAACCUUAUUAUUUUAUAAGAUAACCAAGACAUGUUGUUUUAUUUGUCUCGCAAAGAAGUAGUUGCUCACUGUGGUUGCAGCUUAUGAGCACAAAAAGAAAAUGAUGCCGGUGUCAAGGGCAUUAAACUUGCGUCGGUUAUUUUUUCAAAAAAGGCCCUGCGAAGUUUGUCUAAGCUUACUACUUGAGCACAAUCCUAAAAAAUCACAAGGAAUGUCUUCGCAAAACACCUACUGAAACGGUGCUCCAAGAAAGAGGCAAGAUGAUAUAUUUCUUACAAGAUGAUAUCCAAAAUGAUAAAUUUGCUGCUUAAACAUUUCUUUGUCCACUUCAUCCAGACCUGUUUUAUUUUUAACCAUUGAAGCAAAAAUCUUAGCCUCGCUCCUUGCAUGUAGGUUCAGUGCUGCUUAUUACCUGAACUUUGUAAUGGUUGCCGUGUCAGGUUUGUUUUUAAAUUCUCGUUUAAGCUCGGUGUUCGGCAGUCUUCUUUUCAUAGCAAUUAUUUUCGUAUAUUCCACGAAGAAGAACCAGCCUCGAAAACGAAGACAAAAUCUAUCGUGAUUACGUACCGCUUUCCGUAAGUUGGUAUCACGGUUGCUACCAAGACUGCAUCAGCGCAAAUGCAGUAACUUACAUAUAGUCUGUGUUUUCACACGAUACUGUAACUUGCAGAAUUUAGUUAUUUGCGGUAAUGCAGCGGUAUCUAUAAUUUUUCAUCUAGUUUUUAGUGCCCAUGUUGUAUUAGCUGUAGAUGUCUCUACCCACAAGCAGUGGCGGUAACAUUGCUCAGGACAGUCCAUACAGAUGCUCACAGUAAAACAACAAUCGGGGAAAAGGUAGAAUGACAUCGAUUCUAAAUGUCCAUCAAACGAACCUUUCCGUGCACAUGCAAACAAGGUCCUCCAUGAGUAACACAUUCCAAGAACCACAUGUUGCUAGUGAAUGCGCUUCUGAAUUAUGGUUAGUGUCAGAUUGAUAAUUCAUGUAGCUCAAGAUGCUGCCAUUGUGUUCAUACUCGCAACUAAUGUCUAAGCUCUCCCUCCUCCCCCACUUUUUUUUCCUAUGCACUUGAGUGAAAAUGCUGCGAUUUUAAAUGACAUAUGACAUGACAUUGUAAAAAAAGAAAACCCUGCUUGCCCUGUUCAAAUUGCAUCCAUUAUCCAGGGUAGGUGAGCUUGCGUGCAACAUCGGUGCCUGAGCUGCGAUUUUUUUCAAUGAAUGCUACUUGCUGCCCGUGCGAAUUCUCUUUUCUCUAAGACGGAGUGCGAGCUUAGAAUAGAAGAGUUGCCUGCAAGUGCUCAGUGUGUCUAAUGCUUUGCAUGCUGUGCCGCCUUUUGUGUAAAUACAUUCAAAGUGUAGAACAGUGUUUGAUGCGCCUGUUAGAGUUGAUGGGACAAUGAGAGAAUCACGUACGUUCCUCACUAUACUGCUGAUGGUUGUGUACGCAAGGCCCAGCAAGGUAACGUUGUACAAGCAUGGCUGCUAGUACGGCUAUUCACGUAAGCUAAAGUGUACUUUCCGGGCCACUGUUACCUGACCAUAAUGUGACGUAACUUGCUCUUAUAAAAUAGUGUGCAGAAACCUGGCAUCAGGGAACACCAAGAACUGCCACGAAAGAAUGUUAGGGAAACACUUCUGCCUACCUCUUACUCAAUGAGAAGGUGUUAAACCCAAGCCUUCACAUGCAUGACAAGGUGCUUAGAUUGCCUUUGGAGCUACCAGUGUACCGUGCCGCUCUUCCGUGGUAUACAUUGAAGAGAGGGAUACCUAGGUUAUGUGUCAAUCAAUGCGUUUUUCUAAUCAUGUCUAAUCAUACAUACUGAUAGUGUUUUGCCACACUGGGUGCUUUCACAUUGAGAUGCUGGAGCUGAUUUGAAAUAACGGGCAACGCCUGUUUUGACUCUGAGUUCAUAACACACUUAGCAUUUGUUUCAUGGACAUUUAUUUUUCAUCAAACCGCACUUGGCAUGAGUGAAAGUGUCUUUUCAGAACAACUCCAAGCCUUGGUUCCCUGGAAUUUCUCACCGUUACUUUGUAAAUAUCUUUCCGGUGGUGUAAAAGAACUUGUUGUUGGGGUAGUUGGUAUA
This is a messenger RNA of Rhipicephalus microplus (southern cattle tick), 7052 nucleotides long. RefSeq names its product Src homology 2 domain-containing protein sprint (gene spri). Gene Ontology annotation, biological process: signal transduction; vesicle-mediated transport. Lineage: Eukaryota; Metazoa; Arthropoda; Arachnida; Ixodida; Ixodidae. The record is from RefSeq and is a predicted model, not a curated record. Gene Ontology annotation, molecular function: guanyl-nucleotide exchange factor activity; small GTPase binding. Gene Ontology annotation, cellular component: endocytic vesicle; cytosol.